AUGUCUAACAAUCUUGAGAAUUACUGCCCAAAAAUGAUACCAACCCAAAGUGCUAAAUACUAUGAUGGAACCACUACACAAGCAGGCUUUUUUGACAUUAUGGUUGCCAAUGAAGAGUUCAUUGACCAUAUUCCUGACAACCUCCCUCGUGAUGUCAAUGCUUCUCUCCUUUGUGCCAGUAUCAAUGUUCACAAUCCUUUGAGAUUCUAUGAACUUGACAAACCUGAUAUGCAUUUGGGUGUGAUUGGUCUGGGGAGGAAGAUCGUGGGUGGAUCUAUAUGUGGGGGAAUAAAGGAGACUCAAGAAAUGUUAUAUUUUUCAGCCGAGCAAAGUAUAACGACAGAUAUUGAGGUUACAGCGAUGGAUCAUGGACUGUCUUACCAAAGGCAGUGUUAG
This is a messenger RNA of Pistacia vera, 396 nucleotides long. Its product is annotated as probable mannitol dehydrogenase. Gene Ontology annotation, molecular function: cinnamyl-alcohol dehydrogenase activity. The record is from RefSeq and is a predicted model, not a curated record. The transcript has 2 exons. The coding region runs from base 1 to 396 and encodes 131 amino acids. Lineage: Eukaryota; Viridiplantae; Streptophyta; Magnoliopsida; Sapindales; Anacardiaceae. Gene Ontology annotation, biological process: lignin biosynthetic process.